AUGGCUUCCCCCCUCCCCACAGAAGAGCUCACCGAGAUCGUCAAGAGCACCGUCGAGGCAGCGCUCGCUUCAGCAGAGAAGUACGAGCAUGAGAAAGUAGCAGACUGGAACACCGCCAUCAUCAACAACCUCCUCAAGACCUUAAUCGAGAAGACCACCCCCACCUCCGAGGACGCCUCCAAGCCGUCACAACCCACCUACAAGUACAUUGCCCACAGCACAAUCAUCCAGCACCCGGGCGCGCCCUCGGAUGGUGGCGCCGCCGGCCGCCGCGGCAUGCACAGCGCAGUCGGCGCCUUCUGGAACACAGAGAAGGAUGGAACGCUGAGCUACAAGUGGGACGGCGCGGAGAAGAAGGGCAUGGACGUCGUGGUCAGUGUGAACUGGGUCGGUAUCUAA
Molecule: messenger RNA, 399 nt
Organism: Didymosphaeria variabile
Lineage: Eukaryota; Fungi; Ascomycota; Dothideomycetes; Pleosporales; Didymosphaeriaceae
Exons: 4
Coding region: 1-399 (132 amino acids)
Biological process (GO): microtubule-based movement
Cellular component (GO): cytoplasm; cytoplasmic dynein complex
Molecular function (GO): dynein intermediate chain binding
Source: RefSeq, a predicted model, not a curated record